UACCUAGCUCAGUAAGGAUGGUGCCCAAACCCCGUAUACCGGUCACAGUCAACGACUUUCUCGUCCUGCCAUUGCUGCUUCCUCCAACGCCUGCUUAUCACGCACACACGGCCACUCACUACCUCUACAUGCGCCCGAAUGCGCCCAAAGUGCCUUCGGAUUCCACACCACGCGAGCUCUUCCUCGUCAAUCUCCCCACUGACACCACAGAGCCACACCUGAGACAUCUUUUUGCCUCGCAACUCGGCGGGGCGAGAGUCGAAAGUGUCGCGUUCGAAGGCGCACGAGUGGGGAAGAGCAUUUCUGCGCCUGUCGCGCCUGUUCAGCAAGGAAAGAAGCGAAAGCGGGGAGCCGAAGCAUUCCAAGAGGGCGGUGAUCUGCCAGAGACAUGGAGCCGGAAUGUGCUACGCAGUGGCAGUUCGGCGGUCGUGACGUUUGUGGACCAGGACUCGGCCAAAUUGGCGUUGAAGGAGGUCAAGCGGGCAAUCAAGUCGCGAGCAGAAAUUACUUGGGGAGAAGGCCUGCGAGAUCUACCAGAUCUGGGGAGCGCACGAUACAAGUCACACCACGAGCUGCGAUUCCCUGAUCGUGCUGUACUGCAGCAGAGUGUGGAUAUCUUCAUGGCGAACUAUUCGGCGCAAGAGGAAGCGAGAGCGAAGCUCAGGGCGAAGUUGAGGAGUGAACCUGACGAGGAUGGAUUCAUCACUGUGACGAGAGGUGGGAGACAAGGACCGGGAAGAGCAGAGGAAGCCAAGGCGAAGGAAGAAGAGUUUAAGAAGAGGGAGAAGUCGAGAAUCAAGGAGGACUUCUACCGCUUCCAGACGAGGGAGAAGCGAAAAGAGGAGCAGAUGGGGCUGGUGCACCAAUUCGAGGAAGAUCGCAGGAGAGUGGAGGAGAUGCGGAAGAGGAGGGGGAAGAUGAGGCCGGAGUAAUCUUCUCUACUCAAAAUAGUUACUACUUUUCGCUCUGACAUGGAAGUUCGCUGGUGUCGGACUUGGUGACCUCGUGGUUCUCCUGUUGAACCAACAUCGUCUCUCAAUCGUCUGCGCUGGCUUAGAAGGUCCUACACCCAAAGAUCUGAGGCUAAU
This is a messenger RNA of Sphaerulina musiva SO2202, 1088 nucleotides long. RefSeq lists its product as uncharacterized. Lineage: Eukaryota; Fungi; Ascomycota; Dothideomycetes; Mycosphaerellales; Mycosphaerellaceae. Bases 18 to 932 code for a protein of 304 amino acids. Gene Ontology annotation, molecular function: nucleic acid binding. The record is from RefSeq and is a predicted model, not a curated record. Gene Ontology annotation, biological process: ribosomal small subunit assembly; rRNA processing. Gene Ontology annotation, cellular component: CURI complex; UTP-C complex. The transcript has a single exon.